Messenger RNA from Verticillium dahliae VdLs.17, 2190 nucleotides. RefSeq lists its product as uncharacterized. Bases 1 to 2190 code for a protein of 729 amino acids. NCBI's taxonomy places the organism in Eukaryota, Fungi, Ascomycota, Sordariomycetes, Glomerellales, Plectosphaerellaceae. Gene Ontology annotation, molecular function: protein binding. The record is from RefSeq and is a predicted model, not a curated record. The transcript has 2 exons.
AUGGCUUCUCAGCCGAAGCCGCGAGUUCGUCGAACAUCACAAAACACACAGUACACGUACAAUCUGGCUAAACGUAUACACGAUGUCAAAACAUACCCCGUUCUUUCUCCCCAAGGCGCCACUAUUCUACUUUACGCACAUGGCAACGGCAUCACGAUUGCGUGGCGUGGUGGCAGAAGGUUCAAAGCCCCCCAAAAGGCGACACCUCCUGCCAGUAAGCCAAACGGUAACGCGACCCCAUUCGCCGACGUGGUCAUGCUGGUAGAUAGCGACGAAGAAGAUGCACCACCGUCAAAGAAACAAACAGUGGUACCCUACGUCGACAAGCCCGAAUUCGAGGACGCCGCUGAAGAUGAGCCCUACCCGGAUAUCAUACAAACGCUCGAUCUAUCCCUGGGAGCUCCUGCCCUCCAGAUCGCCGUGCUGCCCAUCACACCCUGCACCGCAGAGGAAGCUGCCGGCGCUGGCGCCGAGACCCUCAAAGACACCAUAGUGUUCGCAGUUUCCUGCUCCAAUGCCGACGUCUACGUCUUGUCCCUACCUCUGACGCCUCCCAGCCCCGAGAGCAAGGCGCGUCCCGAAUUACGGUCGAGCUUGUUGUCAGCCACCGCCGGUUCUGGACAGUGGGGAGACUCUGUUGUGGUCUUGACCGGACAGACCAAACACAGCCAUGGCAUUGCGUUAUCUCUCGCCAAGCCACCCAAGAGUUCUAGCACGAGCGACCGGAUACGCGAGCAGGCCGGAGCUUCACUGGCCGCGCCCAGGAGCCGUCUCGUCGUUGCUUCGCACAACAAGGAAGCUUCUGGUGUGCUACGGCUGUGGGACGUGCCACUGGAUAUCAAGACUGAAGGCGGGGACAAGAGCCGCGUCAGGCCGUUCCAGACUGAAUAUCUCCCAACUCCCCUGAUCGGCAUCUCUUUUAAUCCCACAAAUACAUCGCAGCUGCUGGUCGUUGCGGGCUCCCAAGCAGCUCGAAUCUACGACUAUGCUGCGGCCUCCCUGCCACCGGAUGAUCAAUCCAUCAGUCCAUUCCCAACCAAGGGAUCGUGGCUUCUAUCCCUAUAUCAGCCCUUUGCCCGACCCACGGCCACACGGAAACCGAUUCUCGAUGCAGCCUGGAUAUCGCACGGCCGCGCGGUUUUCGCUCUCCUAGCCGAUGGCUCCUGGGGCAUCUGGGAUAUUGAGGGCGCCAGCCCGCUGGGUUCAACACUCCUGGGCAAGCAAAGCUCGGGCAUCCAGGGUGCGGCGCUGACUGCCUUUAGCGUAUCUGGGCAAAUCGAGGGCACGAGUCCGCUUCGCAACGCGGUCAACGGCGCGAGGUCCAGUGGCGAUUUCGUCCCAUUGACACCACAUAGCCGGCGCGACGCUGCCGCGUCACUCAAUGCCGUCGCAACCCCUGAAAAGCUCGCCAGUAUCAAGGGUGGCGUGACGGUGAUACCACUGCCGACUAGAGGCUCGCAGUCGGGUGACGAGAGCGUCGUGGUCUGGAUCGGAGGGCACGACAACGUCUCCGUCAUCCCUGCCGUUUCUCGAUUCUGGGACGCGCAGCUGCGAAGGAGCUCCGGUGGAGGCGUGAACCUGUUCAGCGGCACGACACCUACGCGGAUGGUCCGACUCCAAGACCUGGCGACUGGACUUCUAGGCGAGCGCUGCUGCGGCGUGAGCGCUGCCGUCGACUUUGAGAAGCUGCAUGAAAAUGACGGUGGUCUGCGGAUCGAGGUGCUCAUCCAGGGCGAGAGCCGUCUGGUCAUCGUUCGAGAGUCUGAGGAGGGCGUGGGCACCAAGGUUGGCGGCAUCGUCUCAACGAGUCGACGUCUCUUUGGCGACAGGGGCAAGGCGGAGCCGGCGGACGCUAUCAUCGUACACCCGCGGCCGAACCAGAGUCGCAAUGUGUCCUUCAGCCUCAACAUUGGCAAGAAGAGGAGUAUACGUGGACCGCCCCCUAACGUGCGGGAGGGCAGUGCCGCCUUUGAGGACGAGCCGACCCACGAUUUUACGCUACCCAUGGGUCGACCAAGGUCCGGCUUCGGAUUCAACCUCGACGCCGCGGCCGACGUGGAAGAGGACGUGGAACGCGAUGUCGAGGCUGAGAUGCUGGAUAUUAUGGAGAUUGACCGUGCUCUCGAUAGCCUAGACGACGACCGGGGCAACGGGCGGAAGAAGGUCUUCUUCGAAGACCAAUUCACUUGA